Cutaneotrichosporon oleaginosum is the source of this 2828-nucleotide messenger RNA. RefSeq lists its product as uncharacterized. The record is from RefSeq and is a predicted model, not a curated record. NCBI's taxonomy places the organism in Eukaryota, Fungi, Basidiomycota, Tremellomycetes, Trichosporonales, Trichosporonaceae. Gene Ontology annotation, cellular component: COG complex. Gene Ontology annotation, biological process: Golgi organization; retrograde vesicle-mediated transport, Golgi to endoplasmic reticulum; intracellular protein transport.
CUAGAAGCUAGAGCAUGGCAAGCGCAAACGGCGAGCCGGCCGUCGUCGACCUCACCGAUCCACCUCCGAAUGAUGCGCCCGAUGCAGUGGACCCCUUAUCCUCGCUCGGUGCUCUCGCCGCCUCCCUCGACUGCUAUGACGACGACGUCCCUGCCUUCCUCAACGGUCUGCUGGCACCACAUCUCCCUCAGGCACUGCCGUCGGGGCAGUUGGCGCCCGACCUUGCGCCGAUCGAUCGACAGCUGGGCGAGCUGCUGACCAGGCUUUCGCUUCUCUCGCAGGACACAAGUGGGGCGCUCGAGCAAAGUAUCCAUGAUAUCAGUCGCAACGUCCCUCGCCUGACGUACGACCUGCAAUUCAUGCGCGAGAGCGCAGUCUCGCUUCAAUCGUCGCUCCACCUGGUUCAAGAUAGAGUGGCACGGCAGGCGGCGCCGGCCGAGUCGGACAGUGACGAGGCGAAGACGCACCGCGCGCUCGAGCGACUGGGUCACCUUGACAAGCUCAAGACCCGCAUGGAGAGCGCGCGCGAUAUCCUAGCCGAGGCUGAAAGCUGGAGCACACUUGAGGGAGAGAUUACCUCCCUUAUUGCCGAGAAGAGAUGGACGAAGGCUGGACAGCGCCUCGCGGAGGCAGCCAAAAGCCUGCGCGUCUUUCAGUCCGCUGAGGGCGAGUACGAGAGCAAGCGCUCCCUCCUGGUGUCGUUGCAGAACGAACUGGAGACAGCGCUCUCUGCUGCGCUCAAGGACGCGAUCGCGCGCGUUGACACUAAGGAAUGCGCAAGCUUCCAUGAUGUGUUCCGCAUGAUGGACCGAGGCAGCGAGUUCCAAACCUACUAUUUCGCCGCGCGGCGCGCACCGAUCUCCAAGGCGUGGGCCGAGGCCGAGCUUUCCGACGCCGACUCACCGUCUGAAGACGGUCUGCCUUUCACCGUAUUCCUUCCACGAUUCUACGCGACCGUGCUGAGCACAUUGAACGCCGAAAAGUCGCAGAUUGCGGCCAUCUUCCCGGCGGAAUCGACGGCCAAUGUCCUGGGGGCCUUCUUCCAGGCUGCGCUUGACGAUCUUUCACCAUCAAUGCAGUUCCGCCUGUCAGCCGUGAGCGAACACCACGGCCCACAGGCGCUUCCCGAAAUCAUACGCGCAUUCAAGGCCACUGAGGAGUUCGGGCACUCCGUUCAAGGCUUGAUGGACAAGCUCUCGGGCCUCGAUCGACGAAUCUCCAACGUGUCUGGAAGUUUGUCGCCCGCAGGGCCUGCCUCUCCUGCCGCAAGCACCGCUCGUUUGCGCCGCGAGCCGUCCCUUUCCUCCCCAUCUUUCGCCUCACCUCACACCCGCCACGUAAGCGUUUCACACCGCUUCUCCCGCACAUUCUCUUUCGCGCCGGAGGUCUCAUCGCCCACCGGGUGGGAGGGUAGUCUCUACGAGCCCUUCCACGACCUUCAAGUGUCCUAUCCCGCCAUGGAGAAGAAGUAUCUCGGCUACCUGCUGGCGAAUGAUCCGCCGCUCAAUGGUGAAAUCAGCGAGGAGAACCCUGCGCGCACGCUCACGAGCCGCGCAACUACACUAUUCGCGCUCGCCGAGGACGCCGUCGCCCGCUGCUUGGCAUUGACGCACGGUUACGGAGCGCUGGGACUGCUCGAAGCUUUGGCCGGAACAGUGGCUGAGUUCCUCAGCGACAACAAGGGCAUUAUCGAGGCUGCGCGUGGGGCUGCUCGCCGCGGGGCAGGUCACGACACUCUGGACCUUGAAGGGUUAGACUACUCCCCGCAGGAUUGGGGUGCCUUUCAGCUGGGCUUGCAUGUUUUGGAAGCGUGCCGGGACGUGCGUGAUCGGCUCUCCGCAUUCGAGCGGAAGCUGCACGCUGCCCUGUUGGGAAUUGCGUCAACGCUCGCUCUCACUCCUGCUGAUGGGCUGACGUUUCAACGCACCGACACUACGCUCGGCGCUAUCACUCUCCUACAACAGAGCACACUCAACAGUGCCGAGCUACACGCGCUCGUCUCGGGCCUAUCAAGUGACUCUUACCCUCUCCCCGCCGCCCGCGAAGCGCUUUCAUCCUUUACCCGCGCUGCUCAAGUGUUCCUCCAAGGCAUCAUUCUCCGGCCCCUGCAGAGCCACCUCGAUGCCUACCCAUCCCUCAGCGUGUGGGCGCAGCCUGAGAAACCGACACGGCGCGGGGAACUUGCCAUUCCCUCCUUCUCGCUGUCGCCAACGGACACGAUCCUCCGCGUGUCAGAAGGCCUGCUGAACCUGCUGCGUGUGUUUGAGGUGUAUGCGGCCGAUGAUGCGCUGGCGUUUUCUAUCGAGACGCUACCAUUCGUAGACGUCGACUCCCUACGAGAGCUCCUCGCCCCGAAGGAAGAAGAGCGCGAGUUGGAGCGCGGUAGUGAGCGCGAACGAACGCCCAGCGGUGUUGGCAGCGGGCAGGCAUCUCCGAUCCCCGCCUCCACUACCGCUAUCACUUCCAAAGCGGCCGCGACAGAACCUGCGCUGACUCCCGAAGCCGUCCUUUCGACUUGGGUGUCCAGCUUGGCUCUCUCACUGCUCUCCCACCUUACGCGCACAACGCUUCCGGCCAUCCGCAGUCUGACUGCUCCAGGCGCUGCGCAGCUCGCAAGCGACUUGGCGUAUCUGUCAAACGCCGUGAGGGCGCUCGACGUCGAAUGGGAGGACUUGGAGCGGUGGCGUGAGGCGGCGGAGAGCAAGGACGAAGGGGAGUGGCGGAGGAAAAGUGACGGCAAGGGCGCAUGGAUCGCCGUGGGGCGUUUGAGGGGAUGGGCGGUGUAGCGCUGCUUAGCAUAACGGAGAAGCAUGUAUAGCAUAGCAUUG